ACAGGUCACAUUAUUGCAAAUUUUCGCGCGUUUUGUUGUUUACUACGGGACUUUGUGAAAUUAAUUUAAAAAACCCUAUUCCUGAUCAAUAAAAGCCAAACAAAAUGAAUGAUUCUUUUGGAGACUUCAAUGCCACCCAGACAGCACCAGCUGGAGCCGCCAGCAGUCAAAAGGGAGAGGGAAUAGUCCCCUUGGUCGUGAAACAGAUUGUGGACGCCCCUGAGGGCAACAUCGAGAUGUUUGGCAUGCAGUAUGCAAUGGCCUGUGUGGUGGGAAUUGUACGAAACAUCGAGACUUCUUCAACGAAGAUUACCUACACCUUGGAGGACCACAGCGGCAGGAUCGAUGCGCACUACUGGUUGGAAGAAGGCGACACUCUCAAGGCUCCCGAAGUGAUGGUCAACAACUACGUUAAGGUGUACGGUACAACCCGGUCCCAGGCUGGCCAAAAGACACUAAUGGUCUUUAAGCUGCUGCCCAUUUUGGAUCCCAAUGAAGUGUGCACCCACCUCCUGGAAGUGCUCAAUGCCCGCUACAAGGCGGAGGACUACCAGAGCAAGGGUGGAGCAACUGGUGGUACCUCAUAUGGAGGAGCGGGCUCCAUCGCCGACUUCACAGCUUCGCAGAGCAACGCCAUCGUCAGCGGAUUGGAUCCCAAGCAGCAGGCUGUAUUCCAGGCCAUAAAGGGCAAUGUCUCAGAGGAGGGAAUCAGUCGCAAGGAGCUUAAGGCCAAGUUCUCCCACAUUAGCAGUUCCGAAUUAAACAAUAUUUUGGACUUUAUGAUCUCUGAGGGUCACAUUUACUCCAGUAUUGAUGCAGAUCAUUUUAUAUGUACAAUGUAA
Molecule: messenger RNA, 842 nt
Organism: Drosophila bipectinata
Lineage: Eukaryota; Metazoa; Arthropoda; Insecta; Diptera; Drosophilidae
Gene: RPA2
Product: Replication protein A2
Biological process (GO): nucleotide-excision repair; DNA replication; double-strand break repair via homologous recombination
Cellular component (GO): nucleus; chromosome, telomeric region; DNA replication factor A complex
Molecular function (GO): single-stranded DNA binding
Source: RefSeq, a predicted model, not a curated record